Molecule: messenger RNA, 432 nt
Organism: Fusarium graminearum PH-1
Lineage: Eukaryota; Fungi; Ascomycota; Sordariomycetes; Hypocreales; Nectriaceae
Exons: 1
Coding region: 1-432 (143 amino acids)
Source: RefSeq, a predicted model, not a curated record
AUGGCUGAAAUCUCCCAAGAAGUUCCCCAAGACGCUCAGGUCGGCUGGCUCGACCUCAAGAGCGAGAAUGGCCAAGACUACCGCGUCAAAGCCUCCGACUACGACAUUUCCGAAGGCCCAUCUGGAAAAGAUGCGCCUUCUGCCUCAGGUCCCCCCUUCAACGUCAACGUUCACUGGCAAGUUGGUACCGAGGGCGCCCCCUCUGCUGAAAUCCAGGACAAGACAGCCAUCACCUGGUACAAGUUUGAGAAGGCACCUUGGUACUCUAUCUACCAGUACAAGCUCACCAUCAACACUCGAGACACCUACAACUACACCUUCUUCGACAGUGAACCUGACUACUAUGGUCUCAACAUUCUGGACACCUCUGGCAGCCACACGGUUGAGUUUAGGUCCAAAAACCCUACUAUCACCAGCAUCACUGGAACUUAA